Messenger RNA from Exaiptasia diaphana, 2156 nucleotides. RefSeq names its product POU domain, class 4, transcription factor 3. Gene Ontology annotation, biological process: regulation of transcription by RNA polymerase II. Gene Ontology annotation, molecular function: DNA-binding transcription factor activity, RNA polymerase II-specific; RNA polymerase II cis-regulatory region sequence-specific DNA binding. The transcript has 3 exons. Lineage: Eukaryota; Metazoa; Cnidaria; Anthozoa; Actiniaria; Aiptasiidae. The coding region runs from base 119 to 1093 and encodes 324 amino acids. The record is from RefSeq and is a predicted model, not a curated record.
UGUUGUUAACAMAAUGAUAAUGAUUGUCCCUUUCUUUUACGAGCACUCGGACUGCAUUUAAAGACGUCUUCGCGUCAUGACAGUAGGCUUCAGUUGGUGUAACUGACUUAGUUCAAACAUGAACCGUGACUCGCUCCUCAACAAAAACCUAAGUCCUCCUUUAUCCCGUAUAUCAAUAUCUAAUGGAACUUCACUAUCCAACUCAUAUGUCAGCAAUUCUGGUGGAGGCCAAUUCAGAGAACCAAGUUGGAUCCCUUCAAUUCGCGGUUCCAAUGGCUCGUUGUCAUUCCCGUCAAGAUCUACAAACCUGAUUCCACCUAGUGUAUUCGAUACGUUCGAUGACUCUCACCUACUGUCAGUGCAACAGCCUGAGGCUUCGCCCAAAUACUUGACGAAACAAUCCAAGCAGAGUUACUCGAUCCCUGGGCUUCAUGCUACACACGCGCCAGAUACGUACGACGCACACGACAUCUUAGACCAAAUAUCCGCUUCUCUUCAGCCGUCUUGUUCUGUUAGUGAUUCAUUUGAUAAACCGUUCGAAACUCCAUCGCCCAUAAGCCUUACUGCGGCGGGACAUUCUUUACAUACAAUCCAUUCUUCUCUCGGAGCUCCUAAUGAUGACAUGAACCCCAGAGAGCUCGAAUGGUUUGCAGAACGAUUCAAGCAGAGAAGAAUUAAGCUCGGGGUUACUCAAGCCGACGUCGGGACAGCACUUGCACACUUAAAGAUCCCCGGAGUCGGUUCUCUGAGUCAGUCGACUAUUUGCAGGUUUGAAUCGCUGACUUUGAGUCAUAAUAAUAUGAUGGCAUUAAAGCCAGUUUUGACGGCAUGGCUUGAAGAAGCUGAGAAAGCUUAUAAAACGAAACAGAUGAACAGUGCUUUCUUGCCAAAUUCUGACAAGAAAAGAAAACGUACUUCCAUUGGGGCAGCCGAGAAACGGUCCCUGGAAGCUUAUUUCGCAAUGAACCCUCGCCCAUCUAGCGACAAGAUCGCGUCGAUAGCUGAGAAACUAGACCUUUCAAAAAAUGUAGUACGAGUAUGGUUUUGCAAUCAACGACAGAAGAAGAAAAGAAUGAAGUUUUCUGUACAUUGAAUCGCCUAAACUAUCAAGGAAAUUAUUGGAAAUCUUUGUCCAACAACAGACAAAUAUCUCUACAAGUCAAGUUUGACUCAAAAUUCUAAUUAUAAACUAAAUAUCGUGGACCGAGAAAGAAGGGAUUAUUGACGCAGAGCUGUCAAAACGGACUUUUACUUCACAAGCAAAAAGUUUACCACAGGACUUGCGAUGUGAGAAAACCAAAGUACGCCGGAAAAACUCAGAUGUUUCAGUGUUUACAACAUCAUCGAAUGGGAAUGUUUUGAAUGGCUCGCGGCGAACAAUUAUUCACCUUUAGAGAGAAAGAUAAUGAGACUGGAGAAUUCCUUAGCAUUCCUCGUUUCCGCUUCAAUACAAGUUUAUUUCUAUAUUUUCUACCGAUAAGAAAGAAUUGUUAUCUUAUUCUUUCUUGUUCUAAGAGAAGAUUGACAAUUAUCAGUGGAAAAACUUACAGAAACUGCAGUUCUACACCUGCCCUAAAGAGAAAAGCCAAUUCUCGUGUUUGAAUGAACUAGAAUUUAUUAGACAAGCUAUAUGUAAAUUUGACGAAGUCUUUUAAAACCAAAUCUGUUAUAUUAAACAAUAUUGAAGUUUCAAUUGACGGUGGACUGAAAGCUUAGAAAAUUAGUCGUCAAUAAAUAGCAUAUAUUAAUGUUUUUCUUCGACCAUAAAAAUGAUCGCAAAAGACAUGGCUGAUGUAGCUAAGUUGCAUUUAUGAAGACAGCCUUCACAAUCACAGACUCUUGUUUCAAAAAGUGUUCUGUGAAGUUUGAAAUGAUCCACUCUUAAACUAAGAUAUAUAUUUUAAAAUUUUGUAUGUUUAAGGAAAAGUUUUAUGAGUCUGUCUCAGUGUAAAAUACUUGUAUAAGAAUUAGAAGCACCGAUUUCCGGUAAAACAUUUUCUUUCAAGCUCUUUCAAUUUCAAAAUCGCGAAUGAGGCCGAAAUACAGCCUUGAUAUAAAUCAAUUGUAACACACAUUUUUAUUUAUCUCUUGAAAGAUUUGUAAUGAAUUAUGCUUAAAUUGGCCUCCAAGUUUUAAUAAAGCUAAGAGAACAUGAA